Molecule: messenger RNA, 2659 nt
Organism: Nicrophorus vespilloides
Lineage: Eukaryota; Metazoa; Arthropoda; Insecta; Coleoptera; Silphidae
Product: serine palmitoyltransferase 2-like
Exons: 7
Coding region: 188-1918 (576 amino acids)
Biological process (GO): sphingosine biosynthetic process; ceramide biosynthetic process
Cellular component (GO): serine palmitoyltransferase complex
Molecular function (GO): pyridoxal phosphate binding; serine C-palmitoyltransferase activity
Source: RefSeq, a predicted model, not a curated record
GGUUUGCGCCAACACGCACGCGUAUUGACAGUUAGCGCAUACCGGCGUAUACACACGAUACCAGAGAGAACAAACCCAACGGAACGGUACACCAAACAGUGUAUUUUUUUUAGUUUGGAUCGGUCUGCUGGGCGCCGCCGUCCGGUGUCUGUUUGGUGGUGGUUUCAGUCAAGAUUUGCACGGAGAGAUGGCGACGAGAACGUCGGAAUGGGGCGGUGGUGAUGAACACCAACAACAGAGCGAAUUGGACUUGGCUAAUGGGGUGAAAUACGAGGAUUUCAAAACUAAAGAGGCUUUCACUCAAGCACUUACGAAUGGAUACAUAAAAAAUGGCAAAAUAACUUGCCCAAAGAAGAAUGGCCUAAAUGGACAUAUUCCGAUGAAUUCGACUAAUACUGAACCAGAGACCAGCAAACCAAAGAACAGGACUGCAAAGGAGUCGUUCGAGAUACCCAGCAUCGUGACCAUAUUUUUAACACAUUUAGGUUUUUACAUUUUGAUGUUUCUGGGAUAUUUGAGUCAAACGUUGUUUCCGCCGAAAGUAGCUAAAGAGACCAACCGCGAAGGAUAUCCACCGUUAUACAAUAAAUUCGUAACAUUCUACUCUCUGUACUUGUAUAGAAGGAUCAAGGACUGCUGGAAUUAUCCAAUCUGCAGUGUACCAGGAGCUGAAUUGGUUUUAAAAAACCGCGUUUCAGAGGAUUAUGGAUGGACUUUUAAGUUUACUGGGGAGAAAACCAAGUGUUUAAAUUUAGGUUCAUAUAAUUAUUUGGGUUUCGCGGAAAGUGAAGGGCCCUGCGCUGAUGCGGCUGUCGAGUCGAUUGAGAAAUACGGCGUUUCGACAUGUUCAAGUCGACAGAAAUACGGCACGUGCGAUCUGCACGUAGAACUGGAACAAUUAACUGCUGAGUUUUUGGGCACCGAGGAUGCUAUUACUUUCGGGAUGGGAUUCGCCACGAACGCCCUAAAUAUACCAGUCAUUUUAAGCCCAGGCUGUUUGGUGAUCAGCGAUGAAAAGAAUCACGCUUCACUUAUAUUGGGGAUUAGAAUGUCCGGUGCCACGGUGAAAGUGUUCCAUCAUAAUGACGUUGAUCAUUUGGAAAAGAGAUUGCAAGAAGCAAUCGUGUACGGUCAGCCGAAAUGCAAGACGCACACGCCGUGGAAAAAGAUUUUGAUUGUCGUUGAAGGUGUUUAUAGUAUGGAAGGGACGGUCGUUCGUCUACCGGAAAUUAUAGAAUUGAAGAAGAAAUACAAAGCGUAUUUGUAUUUGGAUGAAGCGCAUAGUGUUGGGGCGAUGGGUAAAUGCGGACGCGGCGUCGUCGAUUACUACGGUUGCAACCCGAAGGAUAUUGAUAUUCUGAUGGGUACCUUCACUAAAAGCUUUGGAUCGGCUGGCGGAUAUAUUGCUGGCAGUAGAAGUUUAAUAUCGCACAUAAGGAAGCACAGCUGUGCAUCGAAGUAUGCGACGGCAAUGUCACCGCCGGUGGCCGCUCAAAUCAUAACCGUUUUUAAAAUUCUGAUGGGCAAAGACGGAACCGACGAGGGAAAGAAACGUAUCGAACGAUUAGCGAGGAAUACCAAGUACUUUCGACGACGUUUAGCACAAAUCGGUGUUAUCACCUACGGGAAUGAAGACUCGCCAGUAGUACCAAUCUUAGUGUACCUGUUUUCCAAGAUUUCGUCGAUGGUUCGAACUUUGAUCAAGCAUAAGGUUGCUACAGUCGGCGUCGGAUAUCCGGCCACUCCCUUGAUGCAAGGACGUAUCAGAAUCUGUUUGUCGGCUGCACACACAAAGGAACAAUUGGAUUAUGCACUGGAGACGAUCGACAAGGUGGCCGACGAGCUUGGACUGAAAUAUUCGAGGAAACCUCGUGAUCCUAAUCCAAUUGACUACGAUGCGCUAGAGUUGUACGACUAGAGAGUGAAGUAUAUGUUUUCAAUUAAAUUAUGAAACAGGUCUAUAUUGUUUUUCGAAAUUUAUUAAUUUACGCACAUGUCAAACGACUAAGUCAAUUUAUUUAUUGAAACAAUGGUGAAAAGAAAUUCAAAGUCCAAACAUUACUAAAAACGUGUUGAAAGUUUAUUAGUUCACACGCUUAAAUUUAUUAAACGCACAUAUGAAUAGUAGUCAUAUUCCGCGAGUAUUACUUAGGAAACAAUUGAAGGUGCAUUUAUACUUAAAGUUGACUGUUUUGUAUGCAAUAUUUUCUGUACUAACCAAAACGUGCUGUUUUGAAGCGAAAAAUAAUUAGUGCCUUGGAUUAUUUAAAGUAAUACUAUACAUUAAUUAUAUAUAGAUAAUAUUUAAAAAAGCACAACGUAGACGUUUAUAACCUCAGCUACUUCAUUCGAUAAUUUCUAUACCUUGUAAUUAUUGCUCACAGCAGUAUUAUAUAAUAUUUUAUAUUACCAUGAACAAUGAACGUUUAGAAGAUGAUUCCCGGAUUCAUAGUUUGUAGUUAUCUAAUUGGCAUGCCAUUUUAUUUAGUUUUUGUUGUUGUUUAAUUAAUUUAUUUUGUAUUGCUAUCAUAUUAUUGUUGUUAUAUUAUUAUUUAUAGAUUGGACAAGGUCGAGGUUCUCGUUAGAUGCUUUGUUUUCUUUUGUCAUUUCAUUUCUUCUUCGAUAUUUUUUUUUUGUACAAAAAUUCGACAAUAAAGAC